AACUUCCAUUAAACCAAAAAAAAAAAAAAUCCAGAACUCCAAUUUCUCAAGCUUAGAGAAAAAGAGAGAGAGAGAGAGAGCAAGAUCAGCCGCCAUAGCUAUGGCGGUUGUUUCCACCUUCCCAACCUUCUCCUCCGCCUCCUCUCACCGCCACACUCUCUCUCUACUCUCCCCAAACCACCACAACUCCUCCUACUCCUUUCCUCGUCUCACCCCCAAUUCAACCUCUUUCACUCGUACUACUCCACCUCUCAUCAUCACCACACUCCGUACAACCACACUCUCUUUAUCCGCCGCCGCAGCCGGCGGAGGAGGAGGAGGAGGAGAUAGUGGCGGUGGCGGAGGAGAAGGAGGAGGUGGAGAUGAGGACGGCAACAGGAAGAGAAACAGGGCGGAGGCAAUCAUGGCUAUGGCGGAGGCGAAGCAGUCGUUGGAGAGCAUACCGAAGGACUUGGCGGCGGCGAUCGAGGCCGGAAAGCUACCGGGGUCGAUUGUGAAGAGGUAUUUUGAGCUGGAGAAGUCGGCGGUGUUCCGGUGGUUGCUUGGUUUUGGUGGGUUUAAGGAGCGGUUGCUUGCUGAUGAUCUGUUCUUGACUAAAGUUGGCAUUGAGUGUGGUGUUGGCAUAUUCACUAAGACUGCUGCAGAGUUGGAAAAGAGGAGAGAAAAUUUCACCAAAGAGCUUGAUUUUGUGUUUGCUGAUGUGGUGAUGGCCAUUAUAGCAGAUUUCAUGCUGGUAUGGCUUCCAGCUCCAACUGUUUCUCUUAGGUCACCACUUGCAGUCAGUGCAGGAACUCUUGCCAAGUUCUUCCAUGGCUGCCCUGAAAAUGCUUUUCAGGUAGCUUUGGCUGGAACUUCUUUUUCAUUCUUACAAAGAAUAGGAGCAAUUGUGAGAAAUGGAGCCAAAUUAUUUGCUGUUGGAACCGGUGCAUCUCUGGUUGGAACAGGAGUAACAAACGCAUUGAUCAAUGUAAGAAAAGCAGUAGACAAAUCUUUUGCUGGUGAAGCUGAGGAUGUGCCCAUAAUAUCAACCAGUGUUGCCUAUGGUGUCUACAUGGCCGUUUCAAGUAACCUAAGGUACCAAGUACUAGCUGGAAUCAUCGAACAAAGAUUCUUAGAACCUUUGUUACACCAGCACAAGCUUGUACUUAGUGCAAUUUGCUUUGCUGUUCGAACUGGCAACACUUUUUUGGGCUCCCUAAUGUGGGUGGAUUAUGCACGUUGGGUUGGGAUUCAGAAGAUACGAGACUAAAGAAUCUUAUCAUGAAAACAUCAUCUUCAUCAUCAUCAUCUUCAUAUCAAGGGCUGAAAAUGUUGAAAAGAUAUCUAGUUUUGGAAUACCUGAGAAUUUUGGUAUUAAUAUCUAUAUUUGUAUGUUUUGUGUUUUUAGAGAGAGCGGAAAGUUGUGACUGUAUAUUCUUGAGCAAAUGGUUUAACAUGUCCAAAUCAUCCAAAAAUAUAAUUUUUUAUUUUCUCUCUCA
This is a messenger RNA of Humulus lupulus (European hop), 1478 nucleotides long. Its product is annotated as protein RETICULATA-RELATED 4, chloroplastic-like. The coding region runs from base 101 to 1249 and encodes 382 amino acids. The record is from RefSeq and is a predicted model, not a curated record. Lineage: Eukaryota; Viridiplantae; Streptophyta; Magnoliopsida; Rosales; Cannabaceae. The transcript has 8 exons.